GAUCUCGGAGAUUCGGUGCGGCAUGGCGCCAUGGCAGCAACCUGUAGUUGGAUGCCAGCCUGUACAAGGCCAAUCGCAGUCGUCAAAAGGGAAACCAAGCCAAUCGCAGGGUGGAAUGGUCGACGGCGCAAUGCCAGGACUGUAUGGCCAGUCUUUAUCUUCCUUGCCAGCCGAGGCCGGCCCAGUGCCAAAGUUGCGCGAAAAGGCCAACCUAGCCUGCGUGGCCAUUGCGUGCCAAUUGAUGAGCAUUCGUACAUCCCGGUGCCCCCAGAGGUGUUGCGACAGAAGUUGGAGCAACGAUUGGAGGAGAAGGCAGUGGAGGAGUGGCAAGGGGUAUGCACGACGUUGCAAGAAUUGGUGCACGAGGAGCUGCGAGAGUUGCGGUGGACUUUGUCGGAUUCCUAUCAGCCCUUCGACCCCGCGCGACGUCGCUGGGUGGGCUCUUGGCCUUUGCCGGAUAAGGAAGAGCGCUUUGCCCGGCAAUUUCUUCGUGCUGCCUCGCUGGCGGGCUUCACACCGCUCUCACGCUUUGACCUGGAGAAGACGAGAGAGCUGAAGGCAGAUCUUUUGUCGCUGCCGGUGACCAUCAACUGGGAUCGCCUUGACAGUCGUUGGAUCGAAUCGUUGUUGGAGGAUGCGGAGGAGGGAUCAGUUGGAUCAGUUCCAGAGGCGCUGAGUGACUUCGGUGGCUACGUCUUGGCGUUGAAGCGGGGCCUGGCGGUGGAGCGCUGCAGUGGCCGGCUUCUGAUAGAGAAGCUUGAGUGCCUCCAGUCACAGUGGCUGUUGAGUGUUGGCAGCCUCCUGCAGUCGUUGUUGUACAGAAUCUCACGGCUCGCAGUCGAGGCCUGGCGUACAGUGCUCCCGGCUGCGAGGGGCUGGGCAGAGUCGCCCCGCGGCAAGGCCUUGCAGCAAAGGCUCAGGCGAUUGAAGGCGGCGGCGACACGUGGGGUGCACUUGGCGAAACAGCUUUGGGAAGCUGGUCGCAGCAUUCGAAUGCGCAUCUCUGGAAUGCAAGUCUUGCGUCGCCUUCAACCAAGCUCUUAUCGCUAUGCUCAGUGGCUCUUUGGAGAUGUCUUAAAUGAGCGGUGGUCCACCGAACGUGCAGCUCUCAUCAAGCGCUUGGCUCGUGCCUGGGAGCAAGAGGUCGCCCUCCGUGGCCAAAGUCGCCACCUGCCGGUGACCGCGGAAGUGUGGAAAGCCGCCAAAGAGCAAGGCAACUUUUUGGAGCGAGUGGCCGUGGAGCACGUGACUUCCUUUAACUUGACCACGUUGCUUCAGCAUGCUGAGUUGCAGGAGCCGCAAUUUCAGGAAAUCCUGGUGGCCUAUCGCUUGAAGGGCGAUACAGACUCAGACUACCAGCCCCCGCCACGGCGACAGAUUUGCGUCCGGCGGUUCUUUGAAGUGGCCAUGAAGGACAUAAAACUAGUGAUGCCGCAAGAAGCAUGGCGAGUGCGUGGUAGACCAUUGGACAUGAUCAGGGUAGAUCUCCUCACAAUGGUGGGCCUUCUCAGCGUAUUUUCCCACAUUCUGGCGAACACCAAUAAGUGGCUGGCAGUAGUGCCGGUGGUUCUUUUGAGUGCCCGCACCUAUGCCAACUAUCGGAGAGUGAAGGUUGGUUCGAAAUCUCGGAUCGCUUCGAUGCUCUUCGACCACUGCUUGGACAAGGAUGCUGCUUUGAUUCGGCUGUUGCCAGAUUCUGCUGAAGCACAGGUCUUCUCAGAGUGUGCCCUUGCAUACUGGUCUCUACUGGUUGCCUCUUCGGAGCGGCCGGAGGAGUCUCCAAUCAUCGGCCGCGAGGAGCUUAGUUGGCGUGGUGCAGAAGUCGUUCGCCAACUUGUCAACGAGGUGGAUUUGCCUGAGGCAGGGAUCAGCCCAGACCUCGAAGAGGCCUAUGAUCGCCUCGCUCGCUGGGGGCUGGUCAAGGUGCAAGAAGAUGGCUUGCAGCUCACCGCGGGGAGGCAGCCGACGGCAUUUGCCUCCGGAGGUCGGGGUUCGAUUUUCUGUGAUAUUUAGUGGGCAUCCCGGGCAUCCUGGGCACCCUAGACGGUCAGACCGGUCAUGUGAUGCCUGCUUUGCGCCGACAAUCCAACCCCGCCAGGUGAGAUCUCUUGGGAAGGAAUGUAGAUUCCGCCGCAAGAAA
Cladocopium goreaui is the source of this 2140-nucleotide messenger RNA. NCBI's taxonomy places the organism in Eukaryota, Dinophyceae, Suessiales, Symbiodiniaceae. The record is from the annotation of a GenBank genome assembly.